This is a messenger RNA of Egretta garzetta (little egret), 954 nucleotides long. RefSeq names its product guanine nucleotide-binding protein subunit alpha-14. The coding region runs from base 1 to 954 and encodes 317 amino acids. Lineage: Eukaryota; Metazoa; Chordata; Aves; Pelecaniformes; Ardeidae. Gene Ontology annotation, molecular function: GTPase activity; G-protein beta/gamma-subunit complex binding; guanyl nucleotide binding. Gene Ontology annotation, biological process: phospholipase C-activating dopamine receptor signaling pathway; action potential; adenylate cyclase-modulating G protein-coupled receptor signaling pathway. The record is from RefSeq and is a predicted model, not a curated record. Gene Ontology annotation, cellular component: heterotrimeric G-protein complex. The transcript is spliced from 7 exons.
AUGGUGAUUGGCACAGGAGAAAGUGGCAAGAGUACAUUCAUUAAGCAAAUGAGGAUUAUUCACGGAUCAGGUUACACAGAAGAAGACAGGAAAGGCUUCACAAAACUGGUUUACCAGAACAUAUUUACUGCCAUGCAAGCAAUGAUCAGAGCCAUGGAUACUCUCAAGAUACAGUACACAUCCAAAGAGAAUGAGGAGAGUGCUCAGAUGAUCAAAGAAGUGGAAGUGGAUAAAGUGACAGUGCUGGAAAGAAAACAAGUUGAAGCAAUCAGGAAGCUCUGGGAAGACCCAGGAAUUCAAGAAUGCUACGACAGACGGAGGGAGUACCAGCUCUCAGACUCUGCUAAGUAUUAUCUUACUGACCUUGAUCGUAUUGCUAUGCCCUCAUUUGUGCCAACUCAGCAAGAUAUUCUUAGAGUCCGAGUGCCGACUACCGGAAUUAUUGAGUAUCCUUUUGAUUUAGAAAAUAUUAUAUUUAGGAUGGUGGACGUAGGUGGCCAAAGGUCAGAAAGAAGGAAGUGGAUCCAUUGUUUUGAAAGUGUUACUUCCAUCAUUUUCUUAGUUGCAUUAAGUGAAUAUGAUCAAGUCUUGGCAGAAUGUGACAAUGAGAAUCGAAUGAAAGAAAGCAAGGCCUUAUUUAAAACUAUCAUUACAUAUCCCUGGUUUCUGAAUUCUUCAGUCAUUUUGUUUCUAAAUAAAAAAGAUCUUCUAGAAGAGAAAAUCAUGUAUUCCCAUCUAAUUAGUUACUUUCCAGAAUACACAGGACCUAAACAAGAUGUCAAAGCUGCCAGAGACUUCAUUUUGAAGCUGUAUCAGGAUCAAAAUCCAGACAAGGAGAAAGUUAUCUACUCCCACUUCACUUGUGCCACAGACACAGAAAAUAUUCGUUUCGUCUUUGCUGCUGUCAAGGACACAAUCCUGCAAUUAAACCUGCGGGAGUUCAACCUGGUUUAA